GCGAUCUCUAAUAGGUUCCCACCUCACUCGGCCCCGGACCCCCAGGCGGUAAAGGUGGCAGGCGGGGAGUUCGCUUCUGCGCCAUCUUCCGUUGGAUGCUGUCUGGGCAGUGGUUGGAAUCUGAAUCUUGAACUUUCUGAGGAGAGCAUCUGAGCUUCAGUGUUCCUGUCAGGUUUCUUUGCAAGGAAAUAAACCAGCAGCUUCAAUCAACUUCAACUCUGUCAUACCUUCAUGAUGUUUCCCUUGGUCAGAAAUGCGCUAAGUGCUCUCAGGAUCCGAAGGAUUCAACAAAUUAGACAGAGUCACUCAAAACACUCACCAGAUUUUCAUGACAAAUAUGGUGAUAUCCUACUAGCCAGUGGAGCCUCUUUCUGUCUUGUUACAUGGGUAUUUCUAGUCACACAGAUUGGCAUACAGUGGGGCCGUUCCCCUGUUGGCAGAGUUACCCCACAGGAGUGGAAUGAAGAGUAACCAUCACAGUUACUGUAAUACAGAAUUGUUUCAAGAUCAACUUGUUAAUUAAGCACUCUGUUGCUCAUUAAAAUAUAGCAUACUUGAAGAAAUAAAAUGCAUGUGAAACUGUUGAAAA
Molecule: messenger RNA, 589 nt
Organism: Cervus elaphus (red deer)
Lineage: Eukaryota; Metazoa; Chordata; Mammalia; Artiodactyla; Cervidae
Product: cytochrome c oxidase subunit 7B2, mitochondrial
Exons: 3
Coding region: 232-471 (79 amino acids)
Biological process (GO): mitochondrial electron transport, cytochrome c to oxygen
Source: RefSeq, a predicted model, not a curated record